Tetrahymena thermophila SB210 is the source of this 1935-nucleotide messenger RNA. RefSeq lists its product as hypothetical. The record is from RefSeq and is a predicted model, not a curated record. Lineage: Eukaryota; Ciliophora; Oligohymenophorea; Hymenostomatida; Tetrahymenidae. The transcript is spliced from 6 exons.
AUGCAAAAAAAAUUAUCUUUUAUAAUAUAAGUAAUUGGAUGGAUUAUUUGCUAUCUAUCUGACUUUGUUAAUAGCGAUUGCAGUACAGGUACUUACUAAAAUGAGUUAAGUGGAAAUUGUGAUAAUUGCUAUGUUGGGUGUAGCACAUGUACUGGAUAUUAAUAAAAAGAUUGCUUAGAUUGCUUACCUACAUUUAAAAAAAUAUAGCUUUCUAAUCAAUUUAUUUGCUCUCUUUGUCCUUAGGGGUAGUUUUAUGAUGAUUCAGCAAGCAAAUGCUUGAAUUGCAACUUUGAUUGUGAUGUUAAUUGCGAUUUUGGUUACUAUAGAAAUCCUAUUAAUUAGCUGUGUGAAAAAUGUACCACUCAGGUUUCAAAUUCAACAAAUUGCUUAGUGGAAUAUACUUAUUAUGACUAAAAUGGCAAACCUACUAGUUUUAGUGUAAAACCAUUAAUAUGCGAUGAUACUUAUUAGUUAUAAUAUUCGUAAUGUACUUGUUAAAUAGGUGUUUAUCGUGAUAGUUAUAGCUGUACUACAUGUACUGAUCCUAAUUGCAUGAUUUGUUAUUCAUUUAAUAGUUGCUCUUAAUAUAAUAAAAACUCUUAUUGUAAGUACUUUUAUGGAUAUGAUUCUUAUUAUGGAUGUUUUAACUCUUAUUGUAGACCUUUAUAAUUUAAACUAUUUGAUCCAAAAUCUAAUAGUUUUAAAUGUGUAAGUGCUUGCCCAAUAGGAUAUACUGCUAACCUAUAAACAUUUUCUUGUAUUCAAAAUAAUUGUACUGGCGAUAUAUCCUAACUAAUAAAUGGUACAUGCUUUUAUAGGACAUGCCCUUCUGGAUAUUACUUUUAAUAAUUCUAAGAUCUCAAAACACCAUCUAAGUGUAUAGUGAUAGAUAAUCCAAAUUGUAUGUAUCAAUUAGAUGAAUAUCCUACAUGUUUAUUUUGUUAGAAUUCAUAUAUUUACAACAACGGAUAUUGUGUAGCUCAUUGCUAAGGUAACGAUCCUUAAAACGAUUUACUAUACUACUAAGAAUCAGGAAAAUGUAAUUAUUGUUGGAAAAGUUACUGUUCCUCCUCUUAAUUUGAGUACACAUAUAUUAUAAAUGAUGUAAGUUAUAUAGGAAACAACUGCCCAAACAACUAUCAAAAUGUUAACAAAAAAUGUGUUUUGUGUAGCAAUCCUAAAAUGAUAAAAUGUGAUACUCCAGAAACUACAAAAUAUUUAUGUGACUGGGGAGAAAAUAAUACAACACCUGAUUGUUAAAAAUAUGAUUUAACCAAAUUAACCUAAAAUUCUUUUGAUGGCUAUGGCAACAUUUAAAAUUAUAGUUAAUGUUAUAAUUACGAUCCCAUUACUAAAUUAUUAGAUGGAGUUGAUUAACAAAUUUGUGCUUAAUGUGCACCAAAUUUUUUUAAUAUUUUUGGAAGUUGCAUUGAUGAUUGCCCAAAUUAAACAUUUAAAAACACAAUUUCAAUGGCUUGUGAAACUCCUAUUUAAAACUGUGCAUAGUAUUAUCAGUAAUCAAAAUAACCUUUAUGCACUACUUGUUUAAUAGGAUAUGUCUUAUAUAAAAGCUAUCCAUCAGAUACAUGUGUACUUUAUUCAAGCUGCAAAAAUGGUUUUUUCUAUGAUUUAUAAUAAGGUUACUGUAAUCAGUGUUAAGCAAAUUGUGAUGAAUGCUUAUCUAAUUUAAAAUGUACAAAACCUUCUGCUGGAUAUGUUUUAUAUAAUUUUUAGCCUGUUAAUAAAUGCCCAUAAGGAACAUAUCUAUCUGGUAAUAGUUGCUAAAAUUGUGGGUAUUUGUUUACUUAAAUCCUAUAUGUAGUACAAAUUAGUUUUUUAAUCAAUCUCAAGCUAUCUGCUAGAAUUGUGAUAUAUCCUGUGCUUAGUGUUAUAAAUCAGCCACUUAAUGUCUACUCUGUUCUGAUUCAACUAUGA